Arctia plantaginis is the source of this 1623-nucleotide messenger RNA. The record is from the annotation of a GenBank genome assembly. NCBI's taxonomy places the organism in Eukaryota, Metazoa, Arthropoda, Insecta, Lepidoptera, Erebidae.
AUGGAAGGCAAAAAGAUCUCUUUUGGUUUUAUGAAAACUAAGAAAGCUGACAAACCCAUUUCUGAUAAUAAUGACGAUAAAAAGGAUUAUAUAGAAUGUGUUGAAGAACAGUCUAUUAAAAUUGUAGGUGGAGAAAAAUUGUCCAGUAAUGAGCCUCUUGUCAUACCUAUGAAGCCCAAUUCACUUAUCACGCCUGGCAGGCUUAGACAAAUAGCUUUGAAAGUAGGAGAUGGUUUAGAAGAGCCAGCAAUUAAAGUAGAACCAAUGGAUGAUGAUAAAAUACCUGAUCUCCUACAAGAUGCUAAAAAAGAGAUAAAAAUUGAAAAUCCUAAAAUGGCAAUACCAACUUCUACUAAAAGUGAUUCUUUGGAAGAACCAGAAAUUAAAACAGAACCAAUGGAGGUUGAUAACAGACCUGAUCCACUAGCAGAAAAUGAGACAUUGGAGCAAAUGGCAGUUCGAGAACUCAUAGAAGAUGCUAAAAAAGAAAUAAAAGUGGAAAAUCCUAUAGUAGCAAUACCAACUUCUAGUAAAGGUGUUGCUGAUGGAGAAAAGGAGUCUACCUUAGAUGACUAUGAUGCAGUACCAGUUCAAGAGUUUGGUCUAGCAAUGUUAAGAGGUAUGGGAUGGACACCAGGCCAGGCAAGUUCAAAAUAUAAGCUGCCAGAACUUCGUCCUAAAGGGCUUGGAUUAGGGGCAGAUAAAGUCAUUAAAGCGAAACCAGAGGCAUCAAAAGACAACAAACAGGAAGAAAUGCUCAUUCUGAAAAAUUCCUAUGUGAAAAUCGUUUGUGGGAAAUAUAGUGACUACUAUGGCAAGGUGGUCAGUUUGGAUGAAGAAAAUGGACGUGUUUUGGUGGACAUUCCUUUGAAGAAAGAAUCUGUCAGUCUCAGCGAGUUCAUGAUGGUUGCUGUAACGAAGACGGAAUACGACAAGGAGUCGAAAGUUAUAAAUUCGGAAUCCUAUGAGGAAUACAAAAGAAAAGAAGUGCCUGAGAAAUAUUCCAGACAAGAUGGUAAGAAAUCAUACCUAAGAGAAGACGGAAAGGCGAGUGGAAGAAAAGAAGAGAAAGAAAAUGAUGGAAGAGAUGAUAAAGAAAAAAGAUCUGAGAAGGAAAGGGACAGAAUAGAUGAAAAAGAGAGAAGGGAUGAAAGAGAACGAGAUAAACGGUCACAGAAAGAGCUGGAAAGACGGCCAGACAAAGUUCGGGAAAGCAGAGAUGAAAGACAAACAGAAAAUAGGAACGAAAGAGAAAGGGGAAGAAAGGAUCGACAAAGUGAGAAUAAUGAUUCCCGAAGACGAAGAGACCAGGAAUCUGCCAAUGGCAAGAAUAAAAACAGGCAGAAAAGAGAUUCUUCUAGCAGUGAAGACAGGUCUAGUAGGAAUAAGAAGACUAAAAAAAGGUAUAGCAGUAGUGAUUCUUUGAGUUCUCAUUCAGAAGAUGAUAGAAAACAAUGCAAACACAAUAAGAAUAAAAGUAGGAGAAGAAGUAGAUCUAGAUCAGGCUCAUAUACGAGAAGUCCUGCUCCAGAAGCUAAAAGAGAAAUUGACAAGAAACGCAAAGGUAAAAAGAAGAAAAGGGACCGAGAUCGCUCACCUAAUUAUAAGAAAUAUAGAAAGUAA